UACUUCCGGCAUCUAUCCAAGGCAAAUGUCAUAAUGUCGUUUUCAAAGCUAAACAUUCAAGAGGCAAAUAGACAUCUUCAGGCUCUCCACAUGAGAGUUCAAGAACUUGAAUCUAUGGUGAAAGAGCAGGCUGAGGCACUUAUCAGGAAAGAUGAGCAAAUGCAGGUGAAAAUAGCUGAGUUGGUGUCGGCUAAAGAGGCGGAGGUAACACAGUUUCAACAGGCGCUCUAUAUAUCAGAACAGAAAGUACAAAAUCUAAUGACAUUGUCUAGGAACAAAGAUGCAAGAAUAUUUCAAUUGAAACAGCGUUGUGAACACUUGGAUGAACUUCUGAAAACAAAGCCGGUAUUGGAAAAUAUUCUUGAAAUCCUGAAACAGGCAGAACAUCAGCACACAAAUGGCACACCCCCUCAGUUACAGCAAGAACAGACAAUGGCAUCCCGAGGGGGCGUUCCAUCACCAGGAGGGGGUAUCUCUAAAUCCAAUUCAAAACCGACCAUAAAUGAUGUGAUAAACUCUCCUCAGAGUGGCGAUCCAAGAAACUUUUCGAUUGGGGAAGACAGUGAUGCUGCAGGAAGUGGAGAUGAAGUCAAGAAAAAGAGUAAAGAGUUGUACCUUUAACCAUGGAUUAAGUCUAGGAGUGUUGGAAGCUCAUUUUGUUAACUUUUUGUAUGAACAGCAUUACACCAGUUGCCAAGUGUUCCAAGAAUUUUGCAACUUUAUAAAAAUAUAUUAGAACAUUGACUGGCUCUUCUUUGACUGACAAAAUGAAAUUGAGGUCUAAUCUAGUCCAGAUGUACUAUAUAUAAUAGCAUAUUUAUUUUGUGGUUGGUGUCAGGGGUAUUAUACGGUAUUAUACAUUCCAGAUAUAUUAAGUAUUGCCAUACAAUGGAAACUGAAUAUUGGUGGAAACCAUGCACUUUUUUCACUUUAAUUGGAAUUUUUACGUGGUUCAGAGAUGGAUGUCUUUCAGUUGGGAUUUUAUGCAAAUAUAAAUGAUUCAAGAGUCUUAAAAUUG
Molecule: messenger RNA, 1018 nt
Organism: Lingula anatina
Lineage: Eukaryota; Metazoa; Brachiopoda; Lingulata; Lingulida; Lingulidae
Product: vimentin-type intermediate filament-associated coiled-coil protein
Source: RefSeq, a predicted model, not a curated record